AUGAUUAAUAGAGAGAGCAUUGCGUUCAGCGUUGGAAGAAGGGGAGGCGCCCAUCGCGAUUGCCUGGCCGUCCAACGAGGGGCGUUGGCUGUUGAGCGACGCUCCACGAUGAGUGUGACGGUGGUGGAUGCCAAUUCCAUGAAUGUUGGAUUGCGUCGCGAGGAGUCCUUGUAUCUUCUACGGAAAGCUGUCGGGAACGGCUUUGGCGAUGUCGUGGCGGGUGCGUCAGAGUGGUUCGGGUACAGACCGAGGCUGACAAAAUGGCACGCUAUUUUGAUACUUGCUGACAAGGGCCUGAGGGUUGCUCGAAAGGCGAUAGCAGUCCGCGAGUGA
Messenger RNA from Colletotrichum costaricense, 333 nucleotides. RefSeq lists its product as uncharacterized. The record is from RefSeq and is a predicted model, not a curated record. NCBI's taxonomy places the organism in Eukaryota, Fungi, Ascomycota, Sordariomycetes, Glomerellales, Glomerellaceae. The transcript has 2 exons. The coding region runs from base 1 to 333 and encodes 110 amino acids.